This is a messenger RNA of Zootoca vivipara (common lizard), 1012 nucleotides long. RefSeq names its product mitochondrial ribosomal protein S24 (gene MRPS24). NCBI's taxonomy places the organism in Eukaryota, Metazoa, Chordata, Lepidosauria, Squamata, Lacertidae. Gene Ontology annotation, cellular component: mitochondrion. Gene Ontology annotation, biological process: translation. The record is from RefSeq and is a predicted model, not a curated record.
GUUCAUCCUUCUUUCCUACGUCGCGUCCCAAUAUGGCGGCCCCCUGGUGGAGGGCGGCGGCGGCAGCUCGGCGGGGCCUUGAGGCCUUUGUAGGGAGUCCUGGCAAUACUUCCUGGCACCUUUGUGCAAGGCGGGAUUUCCGGACCAGUGUUGCCUGCUGUAAGAACCGAGCAGCUCGAGUUCGUGUUGGGAAAGGAGACAAGCCUGUAACCUAUGAGGAAGCCCACCCACCCCACUUCAUUGCACACCGCAAGGGCUGGCUCUCCCAGCACACAAGUAACCUGAGUGGCGAGGGAGGGGCAGCUGAACGCUCUGUGGAGGAUGUCUUCAUUCGCAAGUUAAUCUACGGCACCUUCCAUGACUGCCUGGCCAGCGAGAUUGUGUUGAAGCGCCGUGCCAACACGCUAAUAAUCUGCGCCAUUUUCCUGCAGAAGCUGCAGCCUUCCAAGUUCUACUUCCUGAUUGGCUAUACAGAGACAUUGCUCUCCUUCCUGUACAAGUGCCCCGUCAAGAUGGAAGUGCAGACGGUUCGUGAGAAGGUGGUCUACAAGUAUCUCUAGUUCUGGCCGUCCCUGCUGGGGAGAGCUUGUCUUUGAGCCAAGACCCAGCUGGGCCUCCUGCUUCUUGAGCCAGGAGCAGGACCCUUCCAGCCAGGGACUUCAGAGGGAGUUUUGCUUGUGAAGGCUCAGAGAAUGACUGAGCCCUGUGAAAGGAGUUGGGGUUUGGGGUUUUUUUUUGUUGAAACUCAAACAAAGAAUGUUUGUGCCCCUUAUUUGCGGCUCUUUCCAGAUCUAUUUUCCUGGACUCCCGACUUAUAUGCCAGGAGCAUCCGAGAAGCUGUUGACAUCCAUUGGGCUUAACCCUGCUCCAGGCAGGGGCUUGAUGUAUCUUUGUGGCUAUAGCAGCCGUGGUGCAGAAGCUGCUCAAAACAUCCCCUCCUAUAUGGCAGCCUCUUUGGGGUGGUCCUGCAGGUUUCCAUUCAGUGACAAUUGCAGAAUAUCUGGUUCACACA